UGGGUGAAGAGCCCCGCGGUGGAGUUUGUGCCCUGCUUGCGCCGCCUAGCUAGAGAUGUUUUGAAAAGAUCUGUCUCUCAUAAUGGACAUCAGAGGGGAAUUCUUCACCAUUAUACAACACACAGGAACAGAAGUGAUGUUCUUUAAUGUUCAGUAGAAUCAUACUCAGGUUUUAUAUUUCUUGUGCCUGCAGUCGUGUGUUGUAUUUUAUGCCAGGUCAUUAAACUCUUAUCUGUGCUCUGAGACUCUUUUUCGCUCACUAGCCUCCGCAGUUAGCUAUGGCAGGCCAGUUUAACAUAUGUUUCUGUACUUAAAACUAAUCAGCAAUUUUUUUUUUUUUUUUUUUUUUUUUGACAAUUACUUGUUUUACAGUCACUUAUUUUUCCUUAAUACUAAUUAACAAAUUUUCAAUGUUCACUAGUUACUAUACAUCUAUUACUAGUUUAGUGACUAUAGAUUAUUCACUUGUAAAUAUUAUUACUAGACACUUGUAAAUAUUUAUUACAUAUCUGUGUUCACAUAUCAGCUUAGUUCUGACUAGUAUAUUUUCUGUUUCUUAUUUGGACAUAAUAAUUAGAAUAAGAACAAACGAUUCAAAUAUUUUUUGAUAGAUGUAUAUUUGUCCUCAUUUAUAAGUAAUUGAAUAAAUACAAUAAAAAAAUUUAUUAUUGGUCUAAUGUGUAGUCAGAACGGCAACUUCAUGGUUUAAAUAAAAAUUAUACUGAUAUAAUUUUAAAUGUUUAAAAAGAAAUUUAUGUAAAACUAGUAUUGCUAAUAAGAAAAGUGCAAUAGAUGUAUUAACUUUUAAUCAUAACUUAUUAGUGAAUACUGCUAGGCUACUAAUGACAUGCUACUACUUAAACUAAAGCAACAACUAAUAAACAUUAAUUAGUAUUAGUUUAUAUGCAAAUCACAGAUCACUAAUGCCAAACAUUCAUAGUAUGUAAUGAAAAAGUACUACGCGUUAACUGAGUAGAUAUUGCAGGGCUCCUUGGUUUUCUGUAUUUAUUUAAAAAAAAAUUGGGCUAUUAGCCUACAAUAGAGUAGAUACGUGAAUGAAUGUUAAAACGGCUUGCCAUACUCAGCCUGCAUUCAAACAAGGUGGCACUAUAGCUGAACAUCCAGUGUACCGACCGCGCAUGCCUCUUCCUUGCACUGACCGGACGCGACGGUGCCUAUUUUUUUCCUCCCCUCCAUCAUCAUCAUCAUCAUCCCUCUCUCUUUCUCAGGAGAUGAUGCUCGGCUCAGGCACACCUGCUUUUCACCUCUCGUCUCAGGCUUAAGUGUUGUUCCUCCCGGUUUUCCGCCAACCUUCUCUGCGGUAUUCAGACAGCGCUGCCUCAACCAGAGAAGCACUGCCUCAAACAGAGCUGUCUGUGUCGGCGGUCGAUCCUCCUCUUUAUUUUCCUCUUCCUCCUCCCUGCUCUCGGUGAGGGCUGCCGGGGAUGGAAGCCCGCGCUGGUCGCCUCUUCAUGGACUCGCUCUUGACGGCUAUUCUCAUUCGCGUUGUAUCUCAGAGGUGCUGACUGGAAAAACAUGCCUUUGAAAUGGAAAAGCGGUUCGCCCGUCAGCUGGAAAUUUCCCGUGCCCGUCCUUAAAACGUCCAGGUCCUCUCCACUCUCGCCAGCAUACAUCCACCAGCACUCGUUUGUGGUGUGGACCACCCACUCUCUGCUUGCUGCAUCUCCAACCUAUCACCUGACAGGAUCACUGGUGGAAGAUGAUGAUGCUCAGAUGAUGAAGGUGUCGCUGGGAUGCAGUGAAAUGGGGCUUUCCUCCCACUUGCAGGCCUCGAAAACAGGAAACACACGAUUUUUUACCAGCAACACACACAGCUCUGUGGUUUUACAGGGUUUUGACCAGUUGCGGAUAGAGGGCCUGCUGUGUGAUGUCACAUUGGUGGCGGGAGAUGGGGAUGAGGCGUUUCCUGUUCACCGAGCCAUGAUGGCCUCCUCCAGUGACUACUUUAAAGCCAUGUUUACAGGUGGAAUGAAAGAGCAGGAUUUGAUGUGUAUAAAGCUGCAUGGCGUGAAUCGAAUAGGGCUAAAGAAGAUUAUAGACUUCAUUUACACCGCCAAACUCUCUCUCAACAUGGAGAACCUACAGGACACCCUAGAGGCUGCUAGCUUUCUCCAGAUCCUGCCUGUCCUUGACUUCUGCAAAGUCUUUCUCAUUUCUGGGGUGUCGCUGGAUAACUGCGUGGAAGUGGGGCGCAUCGCCAACACCUACAACCUCACUGAGGUGGACAAAUACGUCAACAACUUUAUCCUGAAGAAUUUCCCCUCACUACUCGGCACCGGCGAGUUUGUCAAGCUUCCAUUUGAACGCCUAGCGUUUGUGCUUUCCUCCAACAGUCUAAAACACUGCAGCGAGCUGGACCUGUUCAAAUCUGCGUGCCGCUGGUUACGCUACGAAGAAGGCCGCAUGGAAUACGCUGCCAAGCUAAUGCGCAAUAUUCGAUUCCCCCUCAUGAGUCCAACAGAACUCAUAAACCACGUACAGACUGUCGAUUUCAUGCGUACGGACAAUACCUGUGUUAAUCUUUUAUUAGAAGCCAGCAACUACCAGAUGAUGCCAUACAUGCAGCCGGUGAUGCAGUCGGAGCGAACUGUGAUCCGUUCGGACAAUACCCAUUUAGUGACACUUGGGGGUGUGCUACGGCAGCAGCUGGUUGUAAGUAAAGAGUUGCGACUUUUUGACGAGAAAGCACACGAAUGGAAGGCACUGGCACCCAUGGACGCCCCGCGCUACCAGCACGGGAUCGCAGUGAUCGGGAACUUUUUGUAUGUGGUCGGGGGACAGAGUAACUAUGACACGAAAGGUAAAACAGCUGUGGAUACCGUUUUUCGAUACGACCCGAGAUAUAACAAGUGGAUUCAGGUGGCGUGUCUGAAUGAGAAGAGGACCUUCUUUCAUCUGAGCGCUCUCAAAGGACAUCUAUAUGCUGUGGGCGGGAGAAACGCUGCAGGAGAGCUGGCAACUGUGGAGUGUUAUAACCCCAGGACAAACGAAUGGACAUAUGUGGCCAAAAUGAACGAGCCGCAUUAUGGACACGCAGGCACUGUUUACGGAGGAUACAUGUACAUUUCAGGUGGAAUAACCCACGACACCUUCCAGAAGGAGCUCAUGUGCUUCGACCCGGAUGCUGAUAAGUGGACUCAGAAGGCUCCGAUGACGACGGUCCGUGGCCUGCACUGCAUGUGCACAGUGGGCGACCGCCUCUACGUCAUUGGUGGAAACCACUUCCGGGGCACAAGCGACUACGACGACGUCCUGAGCUGCGAGUACUACAGUCCCGCUUUGGACCUGUGGACGCCGAUCGCCGCCAUGCUCCGCGGACAGAGCGACGUAGGCGUGGCCGUGUUCGAGAACAAGAUCUACGUGGUGGGCGGCUACUCGUGGAACAACCGCUGCAUGGUGGAGAUCGUCCAGAAAUACGACCCCGAGAAGGACGAAUGGCACAAAGUGUUCGAUUUGCCCGAGUCCCUGGGUGGCAUCAGAGCUUGCACCCUCACCGUGUUUCCGCCCGAGGACCUCUCGCUCGCCGGUUCGCCGAGCCGCGAGUCUCCUCUGUCGGCUCCUUGAGAAUGGACGGAGGGAGAGUGAGAGAGACAGGAAUAAACUGGACGGAUCGGUUGGCAGACAUACACAGAUGGAUGAGUAGAUGCAGAUGCAGUCUCUCUCUUUCUCCCUCUCCCUCUCUUUGUCCCCACAGGAAAAAGACAAUGUUUGCACUCCCCACCGAUAUACGUUUCAGUGGUGUCUGUGGUGAAACCCCGUCCCUUCCCUCAAACGAUUCCACUUCUCUUCCUCAUCCCUCUGCAAAUGCUGAAAAGUCCCCCUCUCGAUGAGAAAGAAAAAUGGAAGCACUCCCAGGGUUAGGUGUAACUACGUGUUAACAUUGCAUUUGGGGGGGGUUUGUUUCGUCUCUUUGGCAGGAAUAACCUAGACUUGAACAACAAGUGACUUUGCAAUUCAACUUUUCUACCUGAGUCUCCAGAGUUUUGCUAUGAAGACUAUGAAGUUUCCCUGAUCCCACCUAUUCUGAGGUCGCCUACCCCCUCACUUCUCACUCUCUCUUUCUAUCAUGCCUGCUCAUUUUUCCUGUUUCUGUCCGCUCUCACCCCUGACCCAGUUUUUUUUUUUAACCCUCAUUCUCUUGUCUCUCUCAGGGGGUUAGUUGACCUUUGACCACAGGAUGAGGAAACGGUUUUAAACUCAGGGGUUGGCCUGCCCCCAUCCCUCCCUGCCUAACUGAUAUUUCAUUUCUCUACUCCUGCUGUUGUUAUGAACCAUUAACAGAAUUGUGUUUUCUAAAUUUAAUAAACCAGAUUUUGAGAAAAAAAAA
This is a messenger RNA of Puntigrus tetrazona (Sumatra barb), 4348 nucleotides long. It is a transcript of the gene klhl13, whose product is annotated as kelch-like family member 13. Gene Ontology annotation, biological process: regulation of cytokinesis; protein ubiquitination. The coding region runs from base 1537 to 3585 and encodes 682 amino acids. The transcript has 8 exons. The record is from RefSeq and is a predicted model, not a curated record. NCBI's taxonomy places the organism in Eukaryota, Metazoa, Chordata, Actinopteri, Cypriniformes, Cyprinidae. Gene Ontology annotation, cellular component: Cul3-RING ubiquitin ligase complex. Gene Ontology annotation, molecular function: ubiquitin-protein transferase activity; cullin family protein binding.